Molecule: messenger RNA, 1374 nt
Organism: Penicillium chermesinum
Lineage: Eukaryota; Fungi; Ascomycota; Eurotiomycetes; Eurotiales; Aspergillaceae
Exons: 2
Coding region: 1-1374 (457 amino acids)
Biological process (GO): regulation of transcription by RNA polymerase II
Molecular function (GO): DNA-binding transcription factor activity, RNA polymerase II-specific; RNA polymerase II cis-regulatory region sequence-specific DNA binding
Source: RefSeq, a predicted model, not a curated record
AUGGACCGUUCGUUUCCAGUCAGCCCCUUCCACCUGGCUCAGAUGCCAACUGACCAGCGGGAGCUCGAGCACACUGUGUUGGUACAAACGAGACCCUCCGAUGAUGGGAUGUUCCAAGUGAAGCCAUUGCAGCCAUACAAUCCCUGCUCCCCGGCGGAGCUCUGGGCAGCAUCCAGAUCGGCUCCGCAAAUGAAAUUCUAUCACUGUCCCGGGGAUAGUGACCUUUGGCGUGCUAUUCCCGAGCCAUACGAACCUUCUUCUCGGAUAUCGUGCGGCCCGGAUUCUACUUACUUCGCGCCGGUCUAUAUGGACUCCCACCCCAUUUCGAUUCCGAUGAUCUCGUCUCCUACCGCCAUAGGGCCCCAGAGCCCCGGCCUGAGACAAGAGGCGUGUGAUGGUUCUCUCGAGAGGGUGUCUGACGCUUGUGCUCCAUGGAUGGGGUCACGGUCUUCACACUCCGGUUAUCACGAUCAGCUUAAAAUGGAAGAAUCCGAUUCAAUGGCCCAUAUUAAUGCAACACCCCGCACUUCUCCUUCUCCCAUCUCCAUCUCCUCUUACCAUUCUUCCCCUCAGCCUUACAGUGCUUCAAGUCCGGUUACCGUCAAUAUGAAGACCAGUGCUUCGCCUCAGACGACCUCUGAUUAUGGCGGGAGUGAGGAUGAUAAUCACACCGAUCCCCCUUACUCUCAGCUCAUCUGGCAGGCCUUGAUGGAUCAACCUGACAGGCGGCUCCCGUUGCAGAAGAUCUAUGAGUGGUUUGAAAAGAACACCGGGAAGGGCCGAGAUCAAACUCAAAAAGGAUGGCAAAAUAGCAUACGGCACAAUCUUUCGAUGAACGCUGGCUUUAUCGCUGUUCGAGACGGUAGCCCUGGAGGAAAGCGAACCAUGAAUUACUGGUGUCUCACAGAGGAGGCCAUUCAAAACGGCAUACAGUCGACCACGCGUUACCGUAGGGACAUUAAAGGCCGCAAGCCAUCCAAUACUACGGAAGCACCCAUUCCUAACCACCCCGAACCAGGGCGACGGGGUGAACGCCCUGGCCGAAGGAGCAAGCCCAGGUCCUCCCACCAAGACAACCGACGACCCACCCCACUACACCGACCAGAAACGCUGGCUAGUUGUGUUCAGCCACGGCCAAUCACGGAAGCUGGUGCUGGCGCCUUCCCGCAAAGCCUGCCCCCGGGUUAUCCUGCACCACCCAUGGACUUGACCGGUGCUCACUGGCCGUCGAACACCUACGUGCAGACCUUUGGCUUCAACGACGUGAUAAGCUGCACCACCCCCCCGCACAUCCCAGACCAGAUGCACCAAUACGGGGCCAACCCGAGCUCAGACGGCUCUUCAUUCCACUACCAAAAUUCAGGAUGGAAUUAG